Molecule: messenger RNA, 1326 nt
Organism: Cavia porcellus (domestic guinea pig)
Lineage: Eukaryota; Metazoa; Chordata; Mammalia; Rodentia; Caviidae
Gene: Fam170a
Product: family with sequence similarity 170 member A
Exons: 3
Coding region: 164-733 (189 amino acids)
Biological process (GO): fertilization
Cellular component (GO): nucleus
Source: RefSeq, a predicted model, not a curated record
AAGCCACGUAGUACAAGGAGAUGGUCUCCAGGAUAAAACUUUUCUUGUCCAGGUUAAAGAACAGGGAGAAAUACCAUCUGCUUCAAAGCUUGUCUCCUUUUCUUCCUGUUCAUCUUUUAAGACCUGUAUAAACUCUGUGGAUAUAUGCAAAGAAGAAACAAGCAUGAAAAUAUACUACAUCAAAGUAAACAUGAAAAAAGAUGUGGCUGUCUCUUGGGAGGCAGAGGGGACCUCAGGGUCCCCAGGAAAGUUGCCAAGCAUGGAGGAAGCAGUGCUUCCUGAGGUUCUACGGGUUGGUGCUCCUCCCUCUAGCUUGUCAAGCAGAAACCUCCCAUCAGACUGUGAGCCCAGUGGAGAGAAGAACAAGCACAAAACAAAGGCAGAGCCACACCACCAGCCAGGGUCCCCUGCAGUUAAGGAGACACUAGGGACUGGGAUGUCUAGGGUCAAGACACCAGACUGGCUGUGGUCUGUGGAGAGUGGUUUCAAGUGCAUGGCCUGCUGUCGGGUUUUUGCCACCAUUGAUGUCCUCCAGGAGCACGUGCAGUAUGGGAUCAGAGAGGGCUUCAGCUGCCACGUCUUUCACCGCACCAUGACGCAGCUGAGAGGAGGUGUGGAAGCAAGGAGCACCCAAGAGAAAGCACAGGUGGAAGAGCAGGAAGCAGAGCAGGAGCAGCAGGAAGAUGGAGAGGAGUCAACUUAUAUCCAAGGACCAGAAGAUUGUGGAAGAUAGUGUGGCCUUCUUUUGGAACAGGGAGAAGCACUGACCAUGGAGACAGCAACAGACAAAGCCAAUUAGUAUAAAAAAGGAUAGGGGAACAGACCUCAGUCCAACAUGUAAAUACCAGGUGCAGUAAAGAUUGUCUUCCGAACUUUGCCUGGAUAUAUUACUGAAUUGAACAAAUUAUCUGUCUAUCUAUUACCUAUUUACCCAAUCUAUCAUCAUCAUAUAUCAUCUAUAUCUAUCACCUAUGCAUCUAUCUUAUCAUCUCUGUCUCUCCAGUGGUUUGUGAAUGAAGUUUCAUAUCAGCUCUAAAGAUAUCUACCAUACGUGAAAGCAAGGACAGCUAUUUUUGAAGAGAAUGAGAGACAUUAUGACAGCUAUUGUUGACCUCCUGAUUGUCUGGUCUUGAAGACCUAAAACGCCUUCAUCAUCCUGUUCUGAUCAGUUUUUGUACUAAGUUGUUUUCAGUGAAUUCACUGUGUGUGAAGACACAACUAUUUGGAAGAAAACGAGACAGUAUGAUAGAUAGUGAAGAUCUCCGGUUGGCUUGCUUUGAAAUCUGUGCCUCUUUAUAUGGUUAUGUUCUGUUUUGUUAUGUUUAA